UGUUGGUAUAAUAUAUAAAUGGUAGCUAUAUCCCAAAUGUCUUUAUUUUAUGUCAGGCAAUGUUAAAGAUUUCUCACUGUCCGUGGCGAGCAAAGGCGAUUACUGUGGACAAAGUUCCCUAAAGAGCUGCCACUCAAAAAGUGAACUCACUUUCUAACGUUGAUAGCGGUCUUGUUAAUCUGCUCGGAGACGUUUCUGCUUCAGUGAUGUCUCGACUCGACAAGAAGUCUCCGUCUGUCUGUACGGACCUGCCGCUGGACAACACCGACAUUUGUAACAAGCUCCACCUGCUGAAGCAGCUUCUGAAAUCGUGUUUUGGCCCAACGGGUAGACUCAAACAAGUCCACAACAACAUCGGAGGACACGUCGUCACCACCUCCACCUCCUCCGUUCUCCUCCCAGCCAUUUCCUCCUCGCAGCCUUUCAUCAAUCUGAUCAAAACCUCCAUCCUCAACCACGUCUCUCGCUUCAGUGACUGCGGUUUGUUUGCCGCCGUUCUUUGUUUAUCCCUUAUCGAGCACGCGACACGGUCCGGUCUCCGUGGAGGCGUGGCCAUCAGAGUGAACACGCACCUGCUGGGGCUGUGCACCAGUUACCUCCAACGGGAGGACUGCGGUUGUAAAGUUAAGCUCGACUUCUGCAGCAGUCACAGCUUGGUCGCGUUGGCUCGCAGCGUUAUCUCCAGCAAACCAGCGUGCGCGCUCACGGAGCCGGAGGCACUUCACGUCAGCAAAUUGGCUGUACGGGCUUUUUUGCUGACCGUGCCCUGUCAGAGCCCAGGGGAAGUCACUCUCGGCAAAAUAGUGACAGUCUGCGUUGAAGGCCACGCUGUGCUAAACUCUGCAGUGUUUCCAGGUUUGCUGGUGGACGCGCUCGACGUCUUGCUUGUCGACGGGUCGGAGAGCGCGCACUCCAAUCCACUGCGCGUGGUGGUGUUCAGUGCGUCCCUGGCCGGAGAUCUUGCUGAACUGGGAGAUGGGACGAUUGACGUGCACCCGGGUGCAGACACGGACUCGCAGAUACUGGAUCAGCUCCUGGAGCUCGGCAAGCGGGUGGUCCGGGAUGAGGUGAAGCUCUGCGCGUGCCAGAAGGUCGUGCACCCUGUCCUGCAGCACUACCUGCAGAGUCAUGGUGUCGUAGUGAUAGAGAGACUUGGAAUCGCUCUCAUGGAGCCACUCGCUCAGCUGACGGGUGCUCAACCUGUGGCCACAUUGCACACCACCAUCCCAGCCAGGGCCUACGGGAAGGUGAGGGGUCUCAGUGUUAAGCCUUUUGGAUCCAAGACGAUGCUGCAUUUACACCCUUCUGGGGAGUCGUCCAUCUGCACGAUGAUCCUCUGCCACAGGAACGAGACUAUGUUGAGUGAGCUGAAGGUGGCGUGCCAGAAGACUGAACAUGUGUUGGGGCUCACCUUGAGAGAACCAUCCGCCUUACUUGGAGGUGGGUGCACAGAGACCCACCUGGCUGCUUACGUCAGACACAAGAGCAUGAAAGAAGUCCCAGAGACCGUAUCAGCCCUUGGGUGCUCACAGACGGAGCUCCUUCGUGGCGUGGACGGUUUCUGCCAAUCUCUGGAGUCUGUGGCCGCCGCGCUGGAGCACGACGGCGGGGACUCUUUCAUGGAUCUGACUCACGCUCACCACUGGACUCACCCGGCAGAUUGCUUGAAAGGACUCGUGGAGGAGGAUAGCUCGGGUGUCUGUGGCUGUGGCCUGAUGGAAAGUAGCCCGAAUCAGAAGUGGACUUACCUCAACACUAAUUGCCCACAGUUCUCACCCGCACCUCUGUCUAGAGAUGCAGCUGUUCAGCCACGCGUGCUCGACUCCUUCACGGCGAAACUCAAUGCCUUGCAAGUUGCCGUGGAAACUGCUAAUCUUGCACUGGAUGUGCGAUAUUUAAUUCAAGAUAUGAACUAGCAGAAUAGGCUUUUUAUCCAGUGUGGAACUUUAUAGUUUGUGAUGGUCACAAUGAGGAAUGAAUGGUGUUUCUUUUUUUAAAAAGUAAUAUUCCAUUUUGAUACGAGGUGUUGGCAUUGCCUUGUGUAAAGAUCUGAAUGUUGUCUUGGGAUUUACCGCUUUGUUAAUGAUAUGAUGUUUGAGUAUAUACAUAUUUAGUGAAUGAAAAGAAUUCAGCUCUUUAUUGGAUGAUCAAAGUUUCACUUUAGAGUCCUUAAACCCAAAAGUGAGUUAGCGUUUUUGCACUUCCUGUCCCCUUGUCUCAUGGGAUGGAUUUUCAGUGAGAUGCUUAAAAAAUAUUUUUUAAAGUUCAACACAAUUUUAAGAGAUUGUUCUUUGAGAGAGUUUUGUUGAACAAUAUACAACAGCUUGUGCUACAGCAUUGAAGGUUUUGGCUAAAUGAGAUGACAGAACCUCAUCACAGUCCGCCUUUACCAAAGAGAUCGGGAUCAGGCUCGUUCGAGAUUAGCCGGCCUGAAUCGAUCCCUGGCAAUCGGCGCACAAUGCAUGCCGGUUAGACUCGUGUCUGACUUGCUCCGACGUCAACGACAAUCUAACGAGAUCGAGGCAGACCCGGGGCAUGAUGGGAAACGCUUGGCGGUCACCUGAUCGAUGAGCCGAUUGGUUCUUUGUUGACAACUUGUAGCAAAUGCUAUUUUUCUGUGUAAUUGUACUUUUUUUAACACAAGAUUGUAGGCUAUUAUCUAUCAUGUUGUGCAGUGAAGGUUUCAUCUAAAAUCAUAUCGUGUGUGAACGUGGUCUCCAAACUACAAGGAGCAUACAGAUCUAACACAUAUUUCUGUGCCUCUCAGUGCGCCGUCGUCUUUCUAUAUAGUCUUUUUACUUCUGCUAAAUGCAAAAAAAAAAUCAUAAAAGUGGUGUUCAUUUGUGGAGAUUAUCUUGCAACAUGUGUAACUAUCGCCACAAAUCUUCUUUUCUACCAUAAUCCAAAAUCCAAUUGAAAAAUUCCAUUGUCUUUUUUUUUUGUCGAGGCAACCAGUAGGUUGGCCUUUAAUUAAAAUACGUCAUCCCUGCUCCACUUUGAUCCAAACCAGAAUGUUUCUGCUGCAGUUGUCUUUGGUCAGCACUAGGUGGUGCUGCACAGUUGCCACAUAGUUUUUAGCCAACAUAAUACCAAGCAUUUAGUAAUUACAUUAUCUUACAGGCAAAGUAUUACCAGUCUCAACCUGCUGAUUUGCUGAAAUAAUUUCACAACCUGACAACUAUAAAAAUACAAAGACCAACCUCUGGCAACUGAAGGUUUCACAAACGCCUCCCUGAUCACAAUGUUUUCGAUGUGUUGCAUGACAGACAAAUUGAGAUCAGAGCCCAGUUACAUUCAGAGUGAUGAGAUGUGACAUUUGCUCUGUUCUUUUGCAGUCUGUACAUUUUGUGUCUGCAUUAAAAUAAAUGUGUAUAGCACAUCACAAAAUAUAUUCAUGUACACCAAGUGAUUGCAUCAAUGUCUUUAUGCAAGUUUCUU
Messenger RNA from Cyclopterus lumpus (lumpfish), 3438 nucleotides. It is a transcript of the gene mkks, whose product is annotated as McKusick-Kaufman syndrome. The transcript is spliced from 4 exons. Bases 207 to 1916 code for a protein of 569 amino acids. Gene Ontology annotation, molecular function: ATP binding. Gene Ontology annotation, cellular component: kinociliary basal body; nucleus; cytoplasm. The record is from RefSeq and is a predicted model, not a curated record. NCBI's taxonomy places the organism in Eukaryota, Metazoa, Chordata, Actinopteri, Perciformes, Cyclopteridae. Gene Ontology annotation, biological process: chaperone-mediated protein complex assembly; cilium assembly; protein folding.